GGAACAAAAGUGGUGAUCUGAACAAACUAUUAUCCCGAUUUUCAACGAUGUUAGUCCCUCCGACGUAAUCUACCAGGCUGGGGAUUUUGGAAGGGCCUUCAAUCUACAUGAGAGCACAGCAGGAGUCGACUCAGAUACCAUCGAAACAUGGAGGGAUGCUCUUCGAGAUAUCGGGGAAUUACCCGGAUAUAGUGGGAAACUAUAUAAGGGGUACGAGGACCAGCUCGCAAGAGAAGUUGUUGCACGUGUGGUGCGAGUGUUGAAGGGUGACCCAGCUGUAACCGACAAACCAGUUGGAAUUGAUCUUCAUGUUCAAGAGAUGAUGAGAAAGCUUGGCGUUGCCCACAGCGAGGGACGAGCGAGCGAAGUGCGUGGAGAAGACAUACGGGUGGUUGGAAUAUGCGGUGUGCCCGGUGUUGGAAAGACUACACUUGCAAAAGUUGUCUUUGACAAGACGCAUGACUUAUUUGAUGCAUGUAGCUUCCUUCCAGGUAUUGAUUUGAAAGAAUUUCAGUUAUCACGACGUAUGUUGAUUGCUGACCUUCAAAUGCAAAAACCUGCACCACUUGAAUCUUCCGAUGAAGGGAUUGAAGAAAUGGCAAAUCUAUGUCGUAAUGCGAAGGUUCUCAUUGUGCUUGAUGAUGUGGAUGAGGAUGAACAAAUUCAAGAGUUAGCUGGGAACCUUACUUGGUUUGGUCCUGGAAGUAGGAUCAUUGUGACAACAAGGAAAAGAGAGGUUUUAAAUGCUUUCGAAGUUGGAGCUGUUGAUGGUCAGACAGUUGAGGAAUACAAGCUUGAACCAAUGAGAGAUGACCAUGCCCUUCAACUCUUUCGUGAGCAUGCUUUUAAAGGGGCAGCUCCCGAAGGUGUUUCUAAGUAUGAUUCCUUGUCCGUAGACAUUGUCAAAGCUGUAGGGGUGCUUCCUUCGGAUAUUGUGGAUCAUGCUUCAAAAUUAAGCUGCGAUAUGGAUAUAGAUGUAUGGAAGAUUACCUUGGAAUUAUUGCAAAAACACCCAGAAGAUAGGCCCUCCAUUCAAAGUCCAUUUGGCAUCAGAGCUUGAAAAUUCCAUUGAAGACAACCAACUCACAAGCCCAACUCAAGGCCCAUCAAUUAACCAAAGCCCA
Molecule: messenger RNA, 1124 nt
Organism: Eucalyptus grandis
Lineage: Eukaryota; Viridiplantae; Streptophyta; Magnoliopsida; Myrtales; Myrtaceae
Product: TMV resistance protein N-like
Exons: 2
Coding region: 320-1060 (246 amino acids)
Biological process (GO): defense response
Molecular function (GO): ADP binding
Source: RefSeq, a predicted model, not a curated record